AUGGCCCUGGCUGCGCAGCCGGCGAACGAUCGCAAGCGCGUCAAGGUCUACGAGCUUAAGAAUGGCGACUGGUUCGACCGAGGUACCGGCUUUUGCACCGGGACGAUGGUGAAUGAGGAAGCGCGCAUUUACGUCCAGUCCGAAGACGAGCCCAUACGCACUUUGCUCGAGACCCGCGUGACCAAAGAUGACGGAUACCAGAAACAGCAAGACACGCUCAUUGUAUGGACCGAGCCAAACGGUACCGACAUGGCGCUUAGCUUUCAAGAGGCUGAGGGCUGUGGGCAAAUAUGGGACUUCGUCAGUGAGGUGAAAUCACACCUUAUUUCGCUAUCAGGAACUGACCAUGGACACUCAGACGACGUCAUGGACAUGAACCCAAUCAUGCUCCCCGAUCCCGAACUCGGCAACCUACCCGAAAUCGAGCAGGUCAUGCGCGCGGCGAACAACACUCCACAGGGUCGCGACGCAUUGGCUAAAUUCAUCGUCCAAGCGGGAUACAUAACGAAGCUCGUCCCGCUCGUGGAGAUGGCCGAAGACUUGGAAAGCUUGGAAGAUCUGCACCACCUGUGCAACAUCAUGAAGACGCUCAUCCUGCUCAACGACACGGCCAUCAUCGAGUAUGCCGUGACCGAUGAGGUCAUCAUCGGCGUGGUCGGAGCGCUCGAAUACGACCCCGACUUCCCGAGCCACAAGGCAAAUCACAGACAGUAUCUGGCUGACGAGUCAAGGUUCAAGGAGGUUGUGAAGAUUGAGGAACCGCUUAUCAAGAAGAAGAUUCACUAUACAUACCGGCUGCAAUACCUCAAAGACGUCGUGCUAGCGCGCAUUCUCGACGACCCCACUUUUUCGGUUCUGAAUUCUCUGAUAUUCUUCCAUCAGGUUGAUAUCGUCCAGCAUCUGCAGGCAAACCAAGCAUUUCUCAAGGAGUUGUUCGGCAUUUUCACACCGCAGGAAAACAGUGGCCAAAGGAAAAAGGACGCGGUCCUCUUCAUCCAGCAAUGUUGCACGAUUGCGAAGAGCUUGCAGGCCCAAGCUCGUGCAAACCUAUACUCGAACUUCCUCAGCGGAGGACUCUUCAACGUCAUCACUUUUGCGCUCAGACAUACAGAUGCGGCCGUCCGUGUCGCCGGAACUGACAUACUAGUCGCCCUCAUCGACCAUGACUCCAUCAUGAUGCGGAGCCAGAUUUUCAAGGCCAUCAAUGACAAGACUAAGCCCCUAACGGACACGUUGAUUGAGCUCCUUCUGGUUGAGACGGAUCUGGGCGUCAAGGCGCAGAUGGCCGAUGCUAUCAAGGUCCUGCUGGACCCCAACGCCAACUCGGUCACCAUGGAGACACUUGGCCGUGCCAACAGCGAGUUUCUCGCCAAAGUCAACAGGAACAACACCCCAUCACCACAGACCGAUUCCUUCGUACAGAAUUACUAUGACGAGUCUGCGAAGAAGCUCUUCCAGCCGCUCAAGGAUUUGAAGGACCGUGAGUCGGUGGAAAAUCUCAACAUUCAGGAGGUAUCGCUGUAUUCGCACCUCGUGGAGGUCCUCUGCUUCUUUGUUCGAUCGCACCCUUUCAGGAGCAAGACCUUCGUCGAAACCCAAGAGGUUGCGUGCCGCGUGGCUCAGCUCAUGGCUUGUCCUGAGAAGCAUCUCAAGCUCACCGCGUUGAAAUACUUCCGGACCUGUGUCGGAUUACACGACGAAUUCCAUGACGAACAACUCACCAAGAACCGCCUGUUCGACCGAGUCCUUGACAUUGUCUACGAGACAAUGCCGCGAGACAACCUUCUUAACUCGGCAUGCCUUGAGCUUUUUGAAUUCAUCAAGCGCGAAAAUAUCAAGCCGGUCAUCACCCACCUCGUGGAGAACUAUCGAGAAAGAUUGGAAGGGAUCACCUAUGUUCCUACAUUCCAGAAUCUCAUACUGCGCUACGAGCAGCUGCACGAGCGACUGGAUGCCACCGCCCAGAACUCGUUCGCCAGCGACGAUACUGAGCCUGGCCGCAUGCCCGUGAAUGGCGGUCGUAUGCAAGGUCUCCGCGACAUGGAUGCCGAGGAGGAGGCAUACUUCGCUGGAUCCGACGAUGACGAGGAAGUCAGUUUGCCAUCGCACGCAGGGAAGCCUGCGGCCAACGGCGCUCGACCUCUUGUCGACUAUCCCGAGGAUGACGAAGAUUCAAUGGACGUGCUUCAAGAGGGCGUUGUCAACGCAACACCAUCGGUGGAGCAGCCACCGCCAGAACCGACAUCAACGACUCCGCCAACUCCGCCCACUUCGACAUCUCCUGUUGGGUCUCCGCCAAGUGAGCCACUUACAGUUCCUUCAACCCCACCCCCAGAACGCCUUUCGGAGAAGCGUCGCAGAGAAGAAGAUGACGAAGACGAGCUUGGGAAACUCUCGGCGAGCAGUAAGCGACGCAGCUCUUCGGUCAGCACCGUGGGCAGCAACAAUGGCACCGCGGGUGCGAAUACAGGGCUCAGGAGGAAAAAGAGCAUCAAUAAUGGGAAGGAUGGGCCGCAAAAGAUUGCUAUCAAGCUUGCUCACGCCGUCAAGAGCAAUGGCGGCGAUGACAAGGCCAACUCCGGCGAAUGA
This is a messenger RNA of Diplodia corticola, 2589 nucleotides long. RefSeq lists its product as uncharacterized. Gene Ontology annotation, molecular function: protein phosphatase activator activity. The transcript has 6 exons. Bases 1 to 2589 code for a protein of 862 amino acids. The record is from RefSeq and is a predicted model, not a curated record. Gene Ontology annotation, cellular component: protein phosphatase 4 complex; nucleoplasm. Lineage: Eukaryota; Fungi; Ascomycota; Dothideomycetes; Botryosphaeriales; Botryosphaeriaceae. Gene Ontology annotation, biological process: DNA damage response; protein dephosphorylation.